CUUAAUUUUCUGCUCUUUAAACUUCCAGGCCUCAAUGGCCCAGCCCAGUAGCCCACAGGAGAAGGUGAAGCACUCGCCGUCUCGCUCCCAUCUCUUCACUUCGAACCGCACGGCGGCGCUGCGCCGCCGCUGGAGCACCGCUACUGCAUUGCAUCCGGCCGCCGGAAUCUCACCGGCGACUGCAGGAGACGGCCGUGGCGCGGCCCCAGUCCGUGCCCUCUCCCUUCGGUCGAUGGUUGGACUGGUUGCAUUGUCACUGGACACGGUCGCCACCAAGGACGAGUUCGUCCGCCUCUGCGCCACCGGCCGCCUCAGGGACGCGCUGCGGCGACCCUUCCGCGGCGUGCUCUGGUCGGACGCUGCCCGCCUCUUCUCCCACCUCUUCCGGGCUUGCCGCGCCCUCCGGCCACUGCGCCAGCUCCACGCCUUCGCCGCCACGUCCGGCGCCGCCACCGACCGCUUUACGGCGAACCACCUCAUGCUGGCGUAUGCUGACCUGGGCGACCUCACCGCCGCCCGCGAACUGUUCGAGAGAAUUCCCAGGAGGAACGUCAUGUCCUGGAACAUUCUGUUCGGGGGUUACAUCAAGAAUGGCGACCUGGGUGGCGCGCGGAAGCUGUUCGAUGAAAUGCCUGAGAGGAAUGUGGCGACUUGGAAUGCCAUGGUAGCUGGGCUCACCAACCUAGGAUUUGAUGAGGAGAGCUUGGGCUUCUUCCUUGAUAUGAGGAGGGAGGGGAUGCAUCCUGAUGAGUUUGGCCUCGGGAGCGUGUUCCGGUGCUGUGCCGGGCUUAGAGAUGUUGUGACUGGGCGGCAGGUCCAUGCGUAUGUCGUGCGGUCUGGGCUGGACAGAGACAUGUGUGUUGGGAGCUCGUUGGCUCACAUGUACAUGAGAUGUGGGUGUCUUCAAGAAGGUGAGGCUGUGCUCCGAAUGCUCCCUUCACUUAGCAUUGUAUCAUGCAAUACCAUAAUCGCUGGAAGGACACAGAAUGGAGACUCAGAGGGAGCGCUAGAGUAUUUCUGCAUGAUGAGAAGUGUCGGUGUGGCUGCUGAUGUGGUCACUUUCGUAAGUGCUAUUAGUUCUUGCUCAGAUUUGGCAGCUCUUGCUCAAGGGCAGCAAAUUCAUGGGCAGGUUAUGAAAGCUGGAGUUGACAAAGUUGUGCCAGUAAUGACUUGUCUUGUGCAUAUGUAUUCUCGUUGCGGGUGCUUAGGUGACUCAGAGAGAGUUUUCUUUGGUUAUUGUGGUUCAGAUACCUUCCUUCUCAGUGCAAUGAUCUCAGCUUAUGGAUUCCACGGGCAUGGACAGAAAGCAAUCGAGCUGUUCAAACAGAUGAUGAAUGGAGGGGCAGAACCUAGUGAUGUUACUUUCUUGGCCUUGCUAUAUGCUUGCAGCCAUAGUGGUCUGAAAGAGGAGGGCAUGGAUUGCUUUGAGCUUAUGACUAAGACUUAUGGAAUGCAACCAAGUGUGAAACACUACACUUGUGUUGUGGAUCUUCUUGGGCGAUCAGGUUGUCUGGACGAAGCAGAGGCCCUCAUCUUGUCAAUGCCUUUAACUCCUGAUGGGGUCAUAUGGAAGACAUUGUUGUCUGCUUGUAAGACCCAGAAGAAUUUUGACAUGGCAGAGCGGAUAGCAAAACGUGUCAUUGAGUUGGACCCUCAUGACUCUGCCUCUUAUGUUCUGCUAUCAAAUAUUCGAGCUACCAGCAGGAGAUGGGGAGAUGUCAGUGAGGUAAGAAAAGCCAUGAGAGAUAACAAUGUGAGGAAGGAGCCUGGUGUCAGCUGGGUGGAGCUUAAGGGUCACAUACACCAAUUCUGCACUGGAGAUGAAUCGCAUCCAAGACAAAAGGAGAUCGAUGAAUGUUUGGAAGAGAUGAUGGCCAAGAUUAGGCAGUGUGGGUAUUCACCGGACAUGAGCAUGGUGCUCCAUGAUAUGGAGGAUGAGGAGAAAGAAGUUAGUUUGUCUCACCACAGUGAGAAGUUGGCAAUAGCGUUUGCUUUUCUGAGCUUACCUGAAGGAGUUCCUAUCCGAGUGAUGAAGAAUCUACGUGUAUGUGAUGACUGCCAUCUAGCUAUCAAGUUAAUGUCCCAGGUAACUGGUCGGGAGAUUGUGGUCAGAGAUGUAAGCCGCUUUCACCAUUUUAAAGAUGGCAGAUGCUCUUGUCGUGAUUAUUGGUGAUUGGGAACAAAGCAUGGUAGGAAUUUCUUUUGCAUCUUCUGAGGGGAACAACAUCAACAUACCUUACCUGGUUUUUGAACUAUCUGAAGCAAUCAGCUGCAGUUGAUGCCCAGCAGUCAUAACUAAGGCUCAACGGGUGCCACACUCUUUACUGCCAGCUGGCGGUGGUACAACUAACAACUCAGAUCGGCUAGUAUGCACACUUGAAUGAACCCUAAGAUGCGAAUGCUCAAUGGUGUUUGGUUUGUACUUGUCUAAUGGCCCAUGUACAUACAUGAUGGCUUGGUUCCCAUGUAAUGCAAUGCUAUGGGAGAAUUCAUCUGUUUUCACCAGAUAUCUGCCUUAUUAACUUCUAGACCAGCGAUGGGAGAUUGGGUCUUCACCAGAGAUACCACAAACUAAUCUGGAAAGAGCGCAACUCGAGAAUCUUUGAACACAAAGAUUGCACUGCAGCGCAAGUUUACAGAGCCAUUAGAGAUGAAGUGCUGAUUUGGAGGGAAGCUGGAGUGUUUAAGCAUAGAGAGUAGUGUGUGGGAGUUUUCUCCUGGGUUCCUUGAUCCCCAGGAGUUUUUUUUUCUUUUUUUGGGGGGCUUAUGCCCUGCGACAGUACAAUGUCAUUCUGUACCUGGCUCAUUUUUCUCUCUUCUUAAUACAAUUAGGUUGGUCGAUUUUCGGCCGACCCAGCAAAGAUACCA
Molecule: messenger RNA, 2868 nt
Organism: Oryza sativa Japonica Group (Japanese rice)
Lineage: Eukaryota; Viridiplantae; Streptophyta; Magnoliopsida; Poales; Poaceae
Product: pentatricopeptide repeat-containing protein At2g41080
Molecular function (GO): zinc ion binding; protein binding
Source: RefSeq, a predicted model, not a curated record